AUGUUGAAAUCCAAAAAAAAGUUGAUAAUUGAUCACAGAAAAAAUAAUCUCAACGAGGAACUAAGACCACUAAGACCACAUCCGAUCACAAUGGGAAAGCGAAAAAGCCAAUUAAGUGAAGAGCAGGAUGGAAGUUUUAUUGCUAGCGAAAUGAAAAAGCAAUCAACAGAGAACACUACAACAAGAAAACCACGUGGAAAAAAUAAUAAAAUAACGGCCGCUCAAGCUCAACGACUGGUUGAAAAUCAUAAACAGCUUCAACAGAACGCAUUCAAUUUUGCCAACCCUUUUCAACCGGAGCCAAGCCCACCAGUUUGGCCAUUUGAUUCAACAACAUCCAUUUCAUCUAAGCUCCGGUUCUCACCUUAUACGCCAAUGCCAUUUAGAAACAAUGUUCCAAACCUACAACCAUUUCAACUUCACCAAUCUGUUCAACCUCUAUCUUCAACUCAAAUAGACCAACUACUUGCCUAUCAAUCCAUUCUAAACGGAUGGAAGCCUAGUUCUGGCAAUGUUUGUACACAACCAAAUGCUCUCCACCAGUACCUACAACCAGCGGCUCCCGUGGUGCAGCCAGUGCAAAAUACGCGGGGAUACAACUUUAAUUUUGGAAAUGAACAUCUCCAGCAACAUAUCAAUCAAGCAAACUUUGCUCGACAAGCAGCAUAUGAAUCCAUCCAAGCACCCAACAAUUUGCUUUACGGUCAAGAUCUUCAACCAAAUAACUUAUUGAGUGAAUUUCAAAAGAUGCUUUCUCUAAAUCAAGCAACCGCGGCAGCAACACAUUCUGCACAAUUCAAUGGGAUAUUCGAUAAGUUUUUUUUGUGGUUUUUAGCAAGUUAUUAG
Messenger RNA from Caenorhabditis elegans, 846 nucleotides. RefSeq lists its product as uncharacterized. Lineage: Eukaryota; Metazoa; Nematoda; Chromadorea; Rhabditida; Rhabditidae. The record is from RefSeq and is marked reviewed. The transcript has 9 exons. The coding region runs from base 1 to 846 and encodes 281 amino acids.